GGUUUUCUCCGCCUGCAACGAACCAAACCACAUCGUUCCAACCACUCCUCUUCGUCCGUACCUGACUCCUCCGAUCUGACCAUGGCGGCCGCGGCUCCCGGCGGAGUGGCGUCCUCCUCCAACCUCCGCUUUCCAUCCUCCAACUACCUCUCCCGCCGCGCUGUCGCCCCACCUUCUGCCGUCCGCUUCCUCGCCCCCUCGUCCCCUCCCUGUCGCGGUCGCCUCCGGAUCUCGUUAUCUUCCACCGCCCGGCGACACGUCGUUGUGCGAUCCGACCGAGGAGGAGGAUACGGAGGCAGCGACGGCGGGCAUGGUGGCGGCGGGGGCGACGGAGGGGAGGGUGGUGAUUCGGGCGAGAACAAUCGCGCCGAGGCGUUGCUCGUGCUGGCGAAGGCCGAGAGGACGCUCGAGAGCCUCCCCAAGGACUUGGCCGCCGCGAUUGAGAACGGGAGGAUCCCCGGGUUGAUCGUGCGGCGGUUCUUUGAGCUCGAGAGGUCGCCGGUCUUCCGGUGGCUGUUCCAGUUUGGGGGAUUCAAGGAGAGGCUCCUUGCUGACGACCUUUUCUUGGCUAAGGUAGCCAUGGAGUGUGGCGUCGGCGUCUUCACUAAGACAGCCGCUGAGUGGGAGCGUCGCAGAGAGAACUUUAUUAAGGAAUUGGAUUUUGUUAUCUGUGAUGUGGUAAUGGCCAUAGUUGCUGAUUUCAUGCUCGUGUGGCUUCCUGCUCCGACAGUAUCACUACGAGCCCCUCUUCUGUUGAACACUGGACCAAUUGCAAAGUUCUUCUAUAGCUGUCCUGAUAAUGCUUUUCAAAUUGCUUUAGCUGGAACAUCAUAUUCAUUCUUGCAGAGAGUCGGUGCAAUUGUGAGAAAUGGUUCAAAGCUUUUUGUUGUUGGGACUGGUGCUUCCCUGAUUGGGACCGGCGUAACCAAUGCUUUAAUCAAGGCCAGGCAGGCAAUUGACAAAGAUGUUGAAAUAGAGGCAGAGGAUGUGCCUAUUGUAUCUACUAGUGUCGCCUAUGGUGUCUACAUGGCCAUUUCAAGCAAUCUUCGGUACCAAGUGUUGGCUGGUGUCAUUGAACAACGUAUCUUGGAGCCCCUGCUACACAACCAAAAAUUAGCACUCAGUGCCUUGUGCUUUGCAGUUCGUACAGGAAACACAUUUUUGGGAUCCCUGCUGUGGGUUGAUUAUGCCCGCUGGGUGGGCGUCCAAAAGGCCAAAGAGCAUGAAUCAUCUUCUGUCUGACAAAAGAUCAGCUGGAAAAACUGAUUGGAACAUUUUAUCAAAGCUUUACUAGAUCAAGCAUGUAAGUCAGAAUCAUCUUCUGUCUAACAAAAGAUCAGCUGGAAAAACUGAUUGGAACAUUUUAUCAAAGCUUUACUAGAUCAAGCAUGAAGUCAACUUUGUUUGCCGAGUUUGAUUUUUGAACUCGGUUUCAAUUCAUUAUUUGUGAUUGUUAAAGUGGAGUUGUGGGUUCACAUUGAAUUGCCUUAAGUGAAUAACACAUCUGUCUAUUCAUCACAACUUUGCUAUGUUGUUCCUUGAGGGAUACCAUACGAUCUUCAUGCUAAA
Messenger RNA from Zingiber officinale, 1569 nucleotides. Its product is annotated as protein RETICULATA-RELATED 4, chloroplastic-like. The coding region runs from base 82 to 1242 and encodes 386 amino acids. The record is from RefSeq and is a predicted model, not a curated record. The transcript has 8 exons. NCBI's taxonomy places the organism in Eukaryota, Viridiplantae, Streptophyta, Magnoliopsida, Zingiberales, Zingiberaceae.